Molecule: messenger RNA, 426 nt
Organism: Empidonax traillii (willow flycatcher)
Lineage: Eukaryota; Metazoa; Chordata; Aves; Passeriformes; Tyrannidae
Product: germ cell-less protein-like 1
Exons: 2
Coding region: 49-426 (125 amino acids)
Biological process (GO): germ cell development
Source: RefSeq, a predicted model, not a curated record
CCGCUCCGGCCCCGCUCGGCGCGGCCUCAUGAGGGGGCCGGGCCGGCCAUGGGCGCCCUGGGCAGCCGCGUCCUGCGGCGGAGGGGGCCCGUCCCGCGGGGCGAGGCGGCGGCGGCGGGCAGGGCCGGCAGGAACGGCAAGAGGAAGCGCGGCGGGGCCGCCGAGGGGCCCGGGGACAGCGACAGCGACGGCGACACCGAGCGGGACGAGCGGCUGCUGCACCCGCGGGGCCGCAGGAAAAAAUUGAAAAGCACAUCGAAGUACAUUUAUCAGACUCUGUUUCUGAAUGGGGAGAACAGUGAUGUCAAAAUCUGUGCGCUGGGAGAGGAGUGGAACUUGCACAAGAUUUACUUGUGUCAGGUAAGUGGCUCCUUUCUAAAUCCCAGUAGGAACUGUGCUUUUAGUAAAAUAACGUCUGGGAACUGA